GCGUCCUGGCGCCAGCCCGCCCCCUCGCCGCGUCGCCCCGCCUGCGCCGCCCGCUCCCUCUCGCUUCUCCUCUCCCGGCGGAGGCCCCGGGACCAGAGAGAGAGAGCAGCGGGACCAUGUUCCGACGCAAGCUGACGGCUCUCGACUACCACAAUCCUGCCGGCUUCAACUGCAAAGAUGAAACAGAAUUUAGAAACUUUAUUGUUUGGCUUGAAGAUCAGAAAAUCAGACACUACAAGAUUGAAGACAGAGGUAAUUUAAGAAACAUCCACAGCAGUGACUGGCCCAAGUUCUUUGAAAAGUAUCUCAGAGAUGUUAACUGUCCUUUCAAGAUUCAAGAUCGACAAGAAGCAAUUGACUGGCUUCUUGGUUUAGCUGUUAGACUUGAAUAUGGAGAUAAUGCUGAAAAAUACAAGGACUUAGUACCUGAUAAUGCAAAAAACGCUGACAGCACAACUAAGAAUGCGGAGCCGUUGAUCAAUUUGGAUGUAAAUAACCCUGACUUCAAGGCUGGCGUGAUGGCUCUGGCCAACCUCCUUCAGAUUCAGCGCCAUGAUGACUACCUGGUGAUGCUUAAGGCAAUUCGCAUUUUGGUUCAGGAGCGCCUGACACAGGAUGCAGUUGCUAAAGCAAAUCAAACAAAAGAGGGCUUGCCUGUUGCUUUAGACAAACAUAUUCUUGGUUUUGACACGGGAGAUGCCGUUCUUAACGAAGCUGCUCAGAUCCUACGACUUCUGCAUAUAGAAGAGCUCCGAGAGCUACAGACAAAAAUUAAUGAAGCCAUAGUAGCUGUCCAGGCGAUUAUUGCUGACCCAAAGACAGACCACAGACUGGGGAAAGUCGGAAGAUGAGCACGAAGCCCCUUCAGCUCCUCACCUGCUUGGUGCAGUUGGGAGCCAUGUACACUUCUGGCAUGUGUUUGGAAAUCAAAUGUCACAUUUUUCGAGGGAGGAAUCCCAGAAAAUUGAUGAUGUUUUAGAGAUUUACCACCACUGCUUUUUUCUUUAAUAAAGUUUGGGAAAGU
Nycticebus coucang (slow loris) is the source of this 1024-nucleotide messenger RNA. RefSeq names its product RNA transcription, translation and transport factor (gene RTRAF). Gene Ontology annotation, molecular function: RNA binding. The record is from RefSeq and is a predicted model, not a curated record. Gene Ontology annotation, biological process: tRNA splicing, via endonucleolytic cleavage and ligation. Gene Ontology annotation, cellular component: tRNA-splicing ligase complex. Bases 117 to 851 code for a protein of 244 amino acids. NCBI's taxonomy places the organism in Eukaryota, Metazoa, Chordata, Mammalia, Primates, Lorisidae. The transcript has 8 exons.